AUGAUGGAUGUGGAUGUGGAACAGAGCCCUUCAGUCGCCUCUCAGGACAGGACAAAGCUGGCUAAGAAGCUGGGGCAGAAACGGAAGCCCGGGGUCCCAGAGAGCAGCCCCUCGAUGCCACCACCCCCGUCCCGGCCUAACGUGAAGAAAGUUCGGACUGAUCAGGUCGGUGAGGCUCCCAAGGCAGUCGAGAAGAAGCCUGUGCCACCAACAGAAGAUCAAGCCAAACAGCAGGCUGUGGGGACGGUGGGAAAGAAGUCAUCAAGUGGGCACGAACAUGUUCACAACCCGUUUGUGGCGCCUGUUGCAGAUUUCUUGCGCCAACAUGGUUCAGUGCCACUGACUGAGCUAGCCCAAGAAUUCAAGAAAUUGAUAAAGAGCAAGGAUGACAGGGAUAAGUUCAUACAGGGUGUCCGGAAGGUCGCUGUGUCGUCAGCGGAUCCCAAAGACCCCAGCAACAAGAUCCUCAGGCUGAAAACUUGA
Ostreobium quekettii is the source of this 483-nucleotide messenger RNA. Lineage: Eukaryota; Viridiplantae; Chlorophyta; Ulvophyceae; Bryopsidales; Ostreobiaceae. The record is from the annotation of a GenBank genome assembly.